Gambusia affinis (western mosquitofish) is the source of this 2751-nucleotide messenger RNA. RefSeq names its product galactosylceramidase b (gene galcb). Gene Ontology annotation, biological process: galactosylceramide catabolic process. The record is from RefSeq and is a predicted model, not a curated record. Gene Ontology annotation, molecular function: galactosylceramidase activity. Gene Ontology annotation, cellular component: lysosome. NCBI's taxonomy places the organism in Eukaryota, Metazoa, Chordata, Actinopteri, Cyprinodontiformes, Poeciliidae. The transcript has 17 exons. Bases 117 to 2120 code for a protein of 667 amino acids.
CUACAUUCACGUGCUCAUCGUCACAUGACCGGCGGCAGUCAUGUGACUCCUUGCACGCGGAAGCGCGCUUAUCAGAGUGAGUCGGAGCGCGCAGGGUUUUUGUCCAGACUGACAGCAUGGAUCAGCGGGUGUUCUGGGUGUUUGCCUCCGCGGUGUGCCUCCUCUCCUUCACCGUGCACUCUUCGUCCGGGCAGACCUACCCCCUGACUGAUGAGGGGGGUCUGGGCAGAGUGUUUGACGGGAUCGGAGGGUUGAGCGGUGGAGGGGCCACAUCCCGGUUACUUGUGAACUAUGCUGAGCCGUAUCGGAGCCAGAUUUUGGACUACCUGUUUAAGCCAAACUUUGGAGCCUCCUUGCACAUUCUGAAGGUGGAGAUCGGAGGAGAUUCUCAGACUACAGAUGGGACGGAGCCUUCACACAUGCACUAUGAGAACGAUGAGAACUACUUCAGAGGCUACGAGUGGUGGCUGAUGAAGGAGGCCAAGAAGAGGAACCCGAACAUAACGCUCAUAGCGUUACCCUGGGCGUUCCCAGGCUGGGUCGGCCGUGGGGAGAACUGGCCUUAUGACUUCCCAGAUGUUACUGCAGCGUACGUGGUGAACUGGGUCAUAGGAGCCAAGAAAUACCACGACUUGGACAUUCAGUAUAUUGGGAUUUGGAAUGAGCGGAUAUUCAACUCAAAGUACAUCAAGGUUCUGCGGAACAUGCUGGACAGAGUCGGUCUGACCGACGUUGGCAUCAUCGCCGCAGAUGGAGACUGGGACAUCGCUAAAUAUCUGAUCGCUGACCCACACCUUAAUGACUCAGUUCAGGUGAUUGGGGCUCACUAUCCAGGAACUACCACCGUGCCACAGGCCUUGACCACAAAGAAAAAGCUGUGGGCAUCGGAGGACUACAGCACCUUCAACGAUGACGUGGGAGGAGGCUGCUGGGCGCGGAUCCUCAACCAGAACUAUGUCAACGGACAAAUGACUGCAACCAUCUCCUGGAACCUGGUGGCCAGUUAUUACGAGGAGCUGCCGUUCGGCAGAGACGGACUGAUGACAGCUCAGGAACCUUGGAGUGGAAACUAUGUGGUCGAAUCUCCGAUCUGGAUCACAGCCCACAGCACACAGUUCACCCAGCCUGGAUGGACAUACCUGCAGACUGUUGGACACUUUGCUCAUGGAGGAAGUUAUGUGGCCCUGACUGACGGGUAUGGAAACCUGACUGUUGUCAUAGAAACCAUGACUCAUAAUCACUCCAUCUGCAUCAGACCUCCUCUCCCUCCCUUCAAUGUCACGUCCCAGAAUGCAACAUUUCAGCUGAAAGGGUCCUUUACCUCCAUCAAAGAGCUGCAGGUGUGGAGGUCGCACUUUGACUUCAAGGCGAAGAAGCACUCGCUGUUCGAGAAGCUGCCUCCUGUGAAGCUUGUAGAUGGAUCAUUUACUCUAAAUCUGGCUGAAGAUGAAGUUUAUACUCUGACCACCAUCCGGACCGGACAGAAAGGGAGCUUCCCUGAGCCGCCACCUUCAGCCCGCUUCCCUAAAGUCUACAAGGACAACUUUGAUAUUCGAAACCCUCCGUUUUCUGAGGCUCCUAACUUCGCUGACCAAACCGGUGUGUUUGAGUACUACAUUAACCUGUCUGACCCCGGACCACAUGCCUUCACGCUACGGCAGGUCGUGAUGGAAAGACCGAUCACCUGGGUUGCGGACGCCAAUCAAACCAUCACUGUCAUUGGAGACUAUCAGUGGCAGAACAUGUUGGUCACCUGCGAUGUAUUUAUGGAGAACGUAAAAAGCGGCGGUGUGUUCGUGGCAGCCCGGGUGGAUAAAGGGGGCCAGUUAGUACGCAGCGCUACAGGAGUCUUCUUCUGGGUGUUUGCCAAUGGAUCGUACAAGGUUACCAAUGAUCUGGCAGGACAGUUGGUGCUGGCAGAGGGACUGUCAGGAACUAGACCUUUUGAUUGGCACAACUUGUCCCUUUAUGUAAAGGGUCAGAGCGCCUACGGAAUGCUGGACGGACGGCAGCUGUGGAAUGUCACUGGAGUUUCUUCACCGAAGAACGGCUGGGCAGCAAUCGGAACGCACUCGUUUGAACUGGCUCAGUUUGAUAACUUUAAUGUGUUGGCAGAGUAAAGAUGGAAUAGGGAAAUUAUUCUUUCUUGAUUUAAAAAAACAUAGGAAACUUAAUUGACUUUUGCACAAAUGAAGAGAACAGGAAGUAUGUAAUGAUGUAAAGUACACUGGAGCUCUGAGCUUUACUGCUUAAUGAAUUUUUAUGUUUUUUCACAUUCAAGGGAACACAAAGACUGCACUAUGUGGUUUUUAAGGAACAUUUUGCCUGAACUGCCUCACCAUGAAUUAUGAUUAAAAAUUAAUGUGAUGAAUCCAUUUUGUUCUGGGGGAUUAAGCCAUUAAAUGUCAUUGUUGGUGUUUAGAAGACUUUUGCCUGAUUUUGUUUAUUAAAUAUUUUUACCUAUAAUCUUGUGAUUGGACAAUUAAAAAUAAUCUGUAUUUCUAACAUUUUAUUUGACUUUUAUUUCCAUUUAGGCUAUACAACUUAAGUUUCAACAAGUACUUUCCUCUUCAGCUUAAUUUUAUCUAUAAAAAUCGAUCCAGUUCUUCUUGGACACCCCUGGGAAAGAUGUUAUUCAAAGCAGUUGUUUUUUUCUAUAUAUUUGUGCUAAUGAUGUACUGUAAAACCAAAAAAUGUUAAUGUAUUUUUGCCCAAUAAAGUCUAAGGUGGCAUUUAUUGGUGCACAAAGGA